Molecule: messenger RNA, 1646 nt
Organism: Leptidea sinapis
Lineage: Eukaryota; Metazoa; Arthropoda; Insecta; Lepidoptera; Pieridae
Product: sodium-dependent noradrenaline transporter-like
Exons: 8
Coding region: 500-1489 (329 amino acids)
Biological process (GO): sodium ion transmembrane transport
Cellular component (GO): membrane
Source: RefSeq, a predicted model, not a curated record
UUUGAUUUUUAAUUUUUCGAUAACUUCUUUAUCUUGUCGUACAAAAAUAUUCAUAUAAUCAUUAUUCGCAGGCGUUAAAAUGGUUGUAUUAAACGUAAAUAAAAUAUCAAAAAAGAUUUAUAAAACAUUAUGUCAAUUCCAAUGGUAUUCGGAUCCGGAACCUUAUAUCAAAAUGAUAUUCGCCUUUGGAGAUGGAACGAUCAACGAUGGAACCACCCAUUUCCAUCGUCAGGGACAUCCGUUACAAUGGCUAAAUAAUUAUCUAUUAAUAAGAGUUUCAACAUCUAAUAGAUUCACAUGGAAUUCGUAAAUAAAACGUGCUAUUGCAAAGUGGUUUAUCUUUGUGUGCAUGUGAAGACACUUCAUAAUCAUAUCAGAUUCGAGAUUCUUGCCAGAUAUCUUUAUCUCUCGUAUAUUUAGGGCGAGAACAAAAUUCAUAAGAAACUUACGAUGGCAUUUGGUCAUAAUAUUACUGUAAAUAUACUGAUAGUCCAAUGUGAUGCGUGUUAGAGUAAUGUUUGAAAUGUACAAAUUAAAGGUUUUAGUAAAAUGGCCGUUGAUACAAGCACAUCUUUGCACGCUGGCUAUUGCCUUCAGCUACAACAGUACUUGGUUCAUUCCAAGAGAUUCAUUUCGCUAUGGAGCCCUGACGUAUGGCUUGUUGCUGAGUGUUGCCAUGCUGUUGCUGGCAUUACCAGUUAUGUUGCUGCAGCUUGCUGUGGGACAGCUCAGCCAACAAGAUGCUGUUGCCGUUUGGAGAGCAAUCCCGUUCUUUAAAGGUGUUGGAUAUCUACGACUGCUCAUAAGUUUUGUAGUUUCAUUGUAUUCAAUAAUCGAUAUGGCGAUGUCAGGUGUGUUAUCAUUUUACACUAUAAGCAAUUCCAUUCCGUUCUCCGAGUGCAAGCAUAACGUCAGUAACGAGGAUCAGGAAAUGGAGGUUAUUUACAACGCCACAACAUGCUUCAGUAAAACGUUUCUGGGACCGGUGAGUGAACAGCCUGAAUAUUUUGUGGCAGUUGCACUUGUUACUGCGUUUCUUUGGAUCCUCUUUCCUUUUGUACUAUAUUAUCCAGUUAAAUCAAUGAAGCGAAUAUUCUACGUGUUGGGACCUACCCUACUAGUGUUGUGCAUUGUUAUCAUAUGUAAUAUAGGCAACAAAAGUGGCUACAACAAGUUCAUUGUGCCGACAGAUUGGAGCCAUUUCUUGAGACCAAAUAUCUGGCACAGUGCUAUAGCUCAGGCGUUCCUGUCGACACAAAUUGCAGGGGGUUAUCUUAUAUCUGCUGGUGAUGCUGUUUAUUCGAAGGUGGAUGUUGUGUGGUAUCGUUACUAUUUCCACUCUAUGAUCGCCUCCGACGCUUCCAUGUUCGGAAGUGGCAGUUUAUUUCUGUUGGAGUCUCAGUUGUUGGCGCCACUUUAUCUCUUGUCGUAUUGGCAUUUCAUUCGUCUCUCGUCACUCUACAGGAUUUUGUUGUUCCUUUCCUGGUGAACAUUACAACAAUUAUUGAGAUAUGUGCCUUUGUUUUUAUUUACGGUUGGAAAGUUCUAUAUGAAGACAUAGAGUUUAUAAUCGGAAGGGAACUGAAGUUGUUUUGGGUAUGGGGUUGGUGGGCUGUACCAGGGAUAGUAGCACCUUUCUUAUCCUG